This is a messenger RNA of Talaromyces rugulosus, 948 nucleotides long. RefSeq lists its product as uncharacterized. The record is from RefSeq and is a predicted model, not a curated record. The transcript has a single exon. The coding region runs from base 1 to 948 and encodes 315 amino acids. Lineage: Eukaryota; Fungi; Ascomycota; Eurotiomycetes; Eurotiales; Trichocomaceae.
AUGAGUGCCGCGCUCUACUCCCCCGUUUACAUAAACUAUGGUGAAGUUUUCAUUAAUAGUAGCAAUAUCCUUUCUGUCCCCUACGAGAAUGUCACUGCCGCUUUCAAGACUCCCGUUGCCAUCAACUGGACAGCCACAGGUGGCUUUGACUGGACGCAGCCGUACCCGGGGUCCCGUAUAGACGGCCACACAGCAUACCUCGAGAUUGCCCAGGAAAUGCCCUUGUCCGCCUCUAUCGUGGAAAAUGCGACGACUGUGCUGUCUUCCUUGACGUUUGAUAUUCCCGACACCAUGAGCUCUGGCGGGCAACCACUGGCCAUGGACCCUUCGUGGUACAUCUGUCGCCACGUCUUCAUCUCCACUAAACCCGAGGCAAAGUUGACCGUCGAUGGUGGAAACAAGUGCAGUUUCCUACCCGAUACAUGCCACACCGACCUCAAAACUAGUCUAACUCAAGAUUGGGGGAAAGCAGCCAACGGUACCAUGUGCUCAGCGCUUGGGUUUGACCCUAUCCCAUCGAGUUGUCAGGAUUCAUUUGGCUUCGCCCGUCAGGACGUCAUGGAUUUUGACUCAGAGUUCCUCGCAAAUACCGCUACGGCCCCGGUACAGACUAGCAAAGAGCAGCAGCAGUACAGCUGGCGGAUCGGCACCGGAUAUCACGAUCCCGGCGAUGCUCUCGCCUACGCCUUGGCUGGCAACCGGACGUACCUCGUUGCCACCGUCUGGGGCUAUAGCGAGGGUGCAGUAUCCAGUCAUGUCCCUGAGGUGUCGUUUGAUUGCCUCUCUUCUGGUGCAAACUAUGUCCCGCCCCCUCCUGCGCCUUCACCGUCUCCCAAUACUACGACGACUACGGCAAUUACAACUACUACUACGGCGUCUUCCACGUCGACGCCAAGCACAACCCAAGCGUCAAUUUCUAACAGCGUCGCCAUGGGUAAUGACAUUUAG